ACGGCAGAUCCAUAAUUUCUCAAUGGGGUGUCAUCGCGAAGGAACCCAUCGAUAUAAUAAUAUCAGCGAGGUAGAUCUCCUUUCAUGAUCUCGUCUUCUUCCUCGGAAUCACAGUUUCUCCAAACUUCGAAGAUCUUCGUUUGCCGCACGAGUUUCUUUGAUAGUUUGAUACAGGAUUCUUCUCAGAGCUCUGUAUGCGCUAAUCUCUGCUUAAGAUCUGACAGAAAUUCUCGAAAAACUGAUAAAAAUGGACCUUUUUUAUCAAUGGAAGAUCCGGAUUUUGAUUUUCAGUUUGCUAAUUCAAUCCGUGUACGGAUUUUACCUUCCCGGUAGCUACCCUCACAAAUAUGCUGUUGGAGAUCCUUUAUCAGUGAAGGUGAAUUCCCUAACUUCCAUCGAUACUGAAAUGCCCUUUAGUUAUUAUAGUUUACCCUUCUGUAAGCCAAAGGACGGUGUCAAAGACAGUGCUGAAAACCUGGGCGAGCUUCUCAUGGGUGAUCGGAUUGAGACUUCUCCCUAUCAGUUUAAGAUGUACACCAAUGAGACAGAGAUCUUUCUGUGUAAAACAGAUCCGUUAUCAGCAGAUAAUUUUAAGCUGUUGAAGAAAAGGAUUGAUGAGUUGUAUCAGGUUAAUUUGAUUCUUGAUAAUUUGCCUGCUAUUCGGUACAACAGAAAGGAAGGUUACAUGUUACGGUGGACAGGAUACCCAGUUGGAGUAAAGGUUCAGGAUCUGUACUAUGUAUUUAAUCAUUUGAAAUUUACAGUUCUUGUGCAUAAAUACGAGGAAACCAAUGUGGCUCGUGUGAUGGGGACUGGAGACGCAGCCGAGAUGAUUCCAACAAUUGGAAAUGGGGGAUCAGAUGUGCCUGGGUACAUGGUUGUUGGUUUUGAGGUGGUUGCAUGCAAUGUCCAGCACAAUAUUGAGUCAGUAAAGAAUUUGAAUGCAUAUGACAAGUACCCAUCUGGGAUCAAGUGUGAUCCAACCAGUGUAACUGUGCCUAUUAAGGAAGGUGAGCCAGUAGUUUUCACCUAUGAGGUCUCAUUUGACCUGAGUGACAUCAAAUGGCCCUCUAGGUGGGAUGCAUAUUUGAAGAUGGAGGGAUCAAAAGUUCACUGGUUCUCAAUUCUCAACUCCCUGAUGGUGAUCACAUUCCUUGCUGGUAUUGUCCUUGUGAUCUUCUUGAGAACAGUUCGUCGGGAUCUGACACGUUAUGAGGAGCUUGACAAAGAGGCACAAGCACAGAUGAAUGAGGAGUUAUCUGGGUGGAAACUUGUUGUGGGUGAUGUUUUCCGUGCUCCAAGCAACUCUUCCCUCUUGUGUGUAAUGGUUGGAGACGGAGUUCAGAUUCUUGGAAUGGCGGUUGUAACGAUUCUGUUUGCUGCCCUUGGUUUCAUGUCACCUGCCUCACGUGGAACACUUAUUACAGGUAUGCUGUUUUUCUACAUGAUUCUUGGCAUUGCAGCUGGUUAUGUUGCUGUACGGCUAUGGAGAACAAUUGGUUGUGGUGAUUCCAAAGGAUGGGUUUCAGUCUCUUGGCGUGCUGCAUGUUUCUUCCCUGGCAUUGCCUUUUUGAUUCUAACCACUUUGAAUUUCCUAUUGUGGGGUAGUCACAGCACAGGAGCCAUUCCAUUUUCUUUGUUUGUUAUUUUGCUUUUGCUCUGGUUCUGCAUCUCAGUUCCCCUCACCCUAGUUGGUGGGUACCUUGGAGCAAGAGCGCCUCAUAUUGAGUACCCCGUUCGAACCAAUCAAAUUCCCCGUGAAAUUCCUGCCCAGAAAUACCCAUCCUGGCUGUUAGUUCUUGGUGCUGGUACUCUCCCUUUUGGAACCUUAUUCAUUGAACUCUUCUUUAUCAUGUCCAGUAUAUGGAUGGGUCGAGUUUACUACGUAUUUGGAUUUCUCUUCAUUGUUCUGAUGCUUCUUGUGGUAGUUUGUGCUGAAGUGUCUCUAGUUCUAACCUACAUGCAUCUUUGUGUCGAGGACUGGAAAUGGUGGUGGAAGUCCUUCUUUGCUUCUGGUUCAGUUGCAAUAUACAUUUUCUUGUACUCCAUAAACUAUCUUGUGUUUGAUCUUAAAAGUUUGAGUGGGCCUGUAUCUGCGACUCUCUACUUGGGCUAUUCACUCUUUAUGGUUCUGGCAAUUAUGCUUGCAACCGGCACUGUUGGGUUCCUCUCAUCCUUCUGGUUUGUGCAUUACUUGUUCUCCUCGGUGAAGCUGGAUUGAAGAACUUAAAAAAUUAGAUUCUCCGAAGAGUGGCCAGCGAUAAUCUGCAGAGAAAUGAGCACCCUUAAAAUUGUCCUUGCAAAUGCUACAUGCAUCCCAAAUUAUAAUGUUUGUUGUUAGGGUACUUGUUAAAGAUAAUUACAAAAACUUUUCCAGUUUUGUUUAAUUCUUUAUUAGUAGGUGGGAUCAUUGCAUGAUACGAAGUUCAUCUGUGUUAUCCUUGGGGGGGUGGGGGAAAGCAGCAUCUCGAUAACGGUAGUGGAUUUGCCUGAUUUUUAUUAUCUACUUCACUAGUAAGAGUUGUAUGAAUUGGAAUGGAGAAAUAUCAAUUUUCAAUUUUCAA
Molecule: messenger RNA, 2564 nt
Organism: Malania oleifera
Lineage: Eukaryota; Viridiplantae; Streptophyta; Magnoliopsida; Santalales; Ximeniaceae
Product: transmembrane 9 superfamily member 11
Exons: 2
Coding region: 248-2221 (657 amino acids)
Biological process (GO): protein localization to membrane
Cellular component (GO): membrane
Source: RefSeq, a predicted model, not a curated record